Messenger RNA from Paramecium tetraurelia, 2172 nucleotides. RefSeq lists its product as uncharacterized. NCBI's taxonomy places the organism in Eukaryota, Ciliophora, Oligohymenophorea, Peniculida, Parameciidae. The record is from RefSeq and is a predicted model, not a curated record. The transcript has 5 exons.
AUGAAGGUGUUUCUGAUUUUAGUGGUAGCAAUCAUUUAGUUAACUUAUGGGGAUCAGUGUUCUGAAGUAAGUGAUAUAGGUUUAUGUUUGAAAACAUCGAAUUUUUGUUAUAUUUUGGAAGCUGAUGUACCAUAUUUAUCAGCUGAUAAUCAAAACAAUGGUGUAGUUUUGGAUCAGGUGAAUGAUAGAUGCAUGAGUCUUAACUAUUUUACAAGAUGUGAUUAACUAAUAACCAAAGAGUCAUGCAAAUUAGGAAGUUGCUUGUGGGAUCCUAUUAAUGUUGAAUGCUAUGAAUGGGAUUUAGCACCUUGUUAAAGUUACUCCAAAUAAAUUUGUUAAUGGAAUUCUUAAUGUGAAUUAGUGAAUUUAACUUAAACAUUAGACUUGCUCACUAACUAUACAAUGAUGAACAGCGUAGAUAAUUCAUAGAGAGAUGGAAGAGCCCUAGGUACUUGGCUAUAUGAGUUCGGAUAAAUAAUUUAAAUCUUAGAAAAAUAAAAUGAUCAAGAAACGUAUCUCUUCACAAAAUGUUAAUUAAAAAAUCUGUGUGAAUUAAUUCAGAUUACUGAUGCUAGUUAAGGAAUUACUAUAUGUCAUUAAUCUGAAUUGGGAUGUUAUUUUAAUUCUCAGUACAAGAUGUGCAGUACUAUUAGUCAUACUACCAAUUGUGCUGAUAUUAAAUGGAAAUCUAGAUGUGAAAGUGGAGCAGCUCCUUGUGUAUGGCUGGGAGUGAAAUGUGUAUAAUAUAAUGAUCCUGAUGUUCCAUGCAGUUUUCUAAGCACUACUGCCUGUUUGAAUAAUGAGAAAUGCUAUUUAGAGGGGGCUAAUUGUAAAUCCUAUUUACGAUGCAAUGAUUAUAAGACAAAAGCAACCUGUGAUGGUGAUCAUGGAUUUAAAUGUUACUUUGAUGAUUAUGAGAAUAAGUGCAAAUUAUUAACGACUGAUAUUCCAUGCAAAAAGAGAGGACAAAAUAAUUGCGGUUGGUUGGGUAUGUGUGAAAGUAUUGACAACAAAUGUCAAGUGAAAUUACCUGAAUUUUAUUGUCAAUCUUAUUCAUAAGCAGAAUGUAAUCCUGAACCUAAUCCUGUUCCUCCUGUUCCUAUUGUUUAUCCUGCUCCUGCUGGAUGCAAAUGGGAUGAAAACCUUUAAAUAUGCAAAAUCAAAAAUGCCUACGAUUGUUCAAGCCAAAAAUCUCAAGAUUGUGAUAAAACAGGAAAUUGCUUUUUUGAUAUUGUUCUUAAUUAAUGCACCGUGAUAUAGAGAAAUACAAAAUGCGAGUUGUUAGGUUAGAUCUCCUGUCAAAAGAAGAUCAAUUAAACAAACAAUCUUUGCUAAUGGUCAACAACUAGAAAUCUUUGCAUUUCGAUUUUCGACUUAGCUUGUGAAGAUAUAUAGGCUGAAUUUUGUUCAAAUAGAGAAAAGUGUUUCAAGACUGGCAAUGUUUGUUAAACAAGGAGAUAAUGUUAAGAUAACAUAUAGAUUGUGGAUUGUUGGGAUGAUGCAUCAUAAUUCUGUUAUUUUAAUUUCGAUUUAUAAAUUUGCACUAGAGUUACAACUUAUUCUCCAUGUGAGUAAAUAUUUAGAGAAGCCUCUUGUAAUCAGGCUAUCUGUGCUUGGUAAAAUGGAAAGUGCUUAAAAUUAGAAAAUGUUAGUUGCAGUGAAUUAACAGUUUAAAAUUGUAAAUACUCAAGUUAAUGUUAAUAUUACAAUUCUAAUUGCAUUCCCCUUGAUCAAUGUGGUUUAAAUGAUGGAAAUCAAGAUGGCUGCGAAUUAGAUUCUCAUCAUUGCAUGUUCAAUUCGGAAACCUUAAAAUGUUCUUAAAUAGAUGGAUCUUCUGAUUGUUCAUCUAUCAUUGGAGCAGAUAACUGCAAUUAUGGAGCAUGUGUUCUCUAGCCUGGACUAGAUAGAAAACUACAAUGUGUGGAAUAUGAAAAUGCUGAUUGUUCAUACUUGAAAUAAGAAUACUGUAACUUUGGACAAUGUACAUGGAAUGUUUCAUAGUGUGUCUCAUACCCAUACAAAAUACAAAAAACUACUAUUAUUGACAAUGCAAAUGCCACAAAUACAUCUUCCCCUACGAAUGGCACAGUCUAAAAUGAAAAUAACUCAACAACAUCCAGCUCUGGUUAUGGAAUCUUAGUUAUUUCUAUUCUAGCAUUUUUUAUAGAAUGA